Molecule: messenger RNA, 1287 nt
Organism: Sesamum indicum (sesame)
Lineage: Eukaryota; Viridiplantae; Streptophyta; Magnoliopsida; Lamiales; Pedaliaceae
Product: transcription factor bHLH118
Biological process (GO): regulation of transcription by RNA polymerase II
Cellular component (GO): RNA polymerase II transcription regulator complex
Molecular function (GO): RNA polymerase II transcription regulatory region sequence-specific DNA binding; DNA-binding transcription factor activity, RNA polymerase II-specific; protein dimerization activity
Source: RefSeq, a predicted model, not a curated record
GUUUAAUUCCAACAUUUUUCCCUGGAAAUCCUAAACAGUAUCAGAGAGGGCCAUUGCAGAUCUCAAAACCCUGACCAACCGUAUCCUCAUCUUGAUUAUUAACUCCAUCCAAAUCCAAUUGAAAAUUCGAUUUCAAGAUCCUCAUCAUAUACCUAAAGAUGUUCACUUUACAACCAGGAGAUGAGCUGGUGUUUGGAACCCCUUCAAUUUCCGAACAUGAUCAUAAAUUAUUCCCGGAUAAUCUUAUCACGGGUCAUGCUUGUAUCGAAACUAAUAUUAUUAAUUUCAGCAGCAGCAGCAGCAACAACAACAACGAGCAACGGGACCUACCGCGAUUUAGGCCUCGUCAAGGACAAAGCAGGAGCAGGGAUGAAUACAAUAUCAGGAGGAUUUUGCAUAGAAAUAUUGAGCGCAGAAGGAGGCAAGAAAUGUCGAAUCUUUACACUUCUCUUCGAUCCCUUCUACCUCUGGACCAUGUCAAGGGGAGACGCUCGGUCUGCGAUCACAUGCAGGAAGCUGUGAAUUACAUUCAGCACAUGCAGAAGAAUGUUCAAGAAUUGAGAAGUCACAGAGACAAGUUGAAGAAAUUGCCGAAUUUAUCAAGCACAAAAGCUGCAGCAGUUUCAAAUGGUGGUGAUAAUUUGCCUAACUGUAGUGUUACGGUGGAGGUGAUCCGCGAUGGGGUGGAGAUCCUAAUCAGCAGUAGCAUGAAAAAUUCUGAGUUCAGGCUCUCACGAGUUCUUGCAGAAUUGUUGGAAAGACAGCUUAAUGUGGUAACCUGUGUUUCCACCAACGCAAAGGAAGGGUUUCUCCAUAAAAUCCAGGCAGAGGCCAGCGAUAUGACAAAACUUGAUCCAUUGCUGCUGCAAGAAAGACUGACAAAAGCCAUUAUAAGUUAAUCUAGGAAAAGGCUUGAACUUGCUGGCUGACGCGCGCGAGGGAUGGUUCUAAUAACUCUUGGAGCUAUAAUGAUCCAGAAAACUCAGACAGGGAAAGAAGAACUAAUUGUGUACUUCCAGAACGACAUAUUAAUUACUUCCGAGCUAACAGCCAGUUGGCCAGAAUGAUUCGCUCUAGACAAUCUGUUCCCGACCUUCCGAUUUAGGUGAUAUGGUCUUAGAUAGGUGGAUUUUUUCUCGCAAGAUAUUGUUAAUGUUGUUUUCGUACGUCUAAAAGGAGUAAGUACUCAUUAUUUACGGUUUUUUAAUUAUACUGGAGGGCUUUUCAAUAUUAAUAAAUGGACAGGAAUCUAUGCCAAACCCUAUGUAGGCAUAGACAACUUUUAUC